Molecule: messenger RNA, 2657 nt
Organism: Peromyscus leucopus (white-footed mouse)
Lineage: Eukaryota; Metazoa; Chordata; Mammalia; Rodentia; Cricetidae
Gene: Cfap20dc
Product: CFAP20 domain containing
Exons: 16
Coding region: 225-2210 (661 amino acids)
Source: RefSeq, a predicted model, not a curated record
AGGCGGCGGGGCGGUCACGUAGGUUACGCACAGUCACUCCGCUGCGAGCCCGCACUCUGCGCGGUCCCCUGCCGCGGCUCCCCGAGCGAGCGGGCCCUUGAUGGCGCGGGUCGGCGGCCCGAGGCGCCGCUGACGGCAGGCGCGAGGCACCGAGGAGAGCCCGGGCCGGCCCUUCCCGCCCACCUCCGCCGGCAGACUGCCCCAACCCCGGGCACUCUGCGGGAAUGUUCAAAAAUGAGUACCAGGGAGGUGCAUUUGUUGAAAUCUUUAGUGCUCAGGGGAAAAAUCCUGGAGCAAAAUGGAAGAUCUUUGGCAGUCCAUCUGUGAUUUGGAAAGAGUUUGAUAAAGAAGUUAAAAGUUUUGUAUUUAUCCUGGAAGGCAGCAGCCAAACCAACAGAAUUCAGUUACCAAAGGAGAAUAAGCAAAUUCUUGGACUGAUCCAGAGGUUUCUUGUACUUCAGAUUUACAUACCCCUGGGACAGGACUUCUCCACUGAAUUACUAAUUACUGAUUUAGGAAACAUCAAAAGAAGAUUGUAUUUAUCAACAGUCCAUAAGGAACUGUCCUCAACCCCUCUUCAUGCAAAAAUCCCACUCUUCAUGAUCAAGCGUAAAAUUUGGUGCAAUCUGUGCAUUGACUUGGUUGCAUUCACCAGUGAGAUAUUCAAGGGAGCAGUUUUCCAGUCGUUGGACGGAAUUAUUGUCUCUGCUAACUGUAAGCUUCGGAAGAUCUUCACUUUAAAAUCAAAGCCUCGAGAAACUGCUGAUAAAGAUGAUGAACCCACAGAUAUGAUUCCACGAAGCUGUCAACUUGCAACAGAUGUCCCUCAUGUCACACAGCUGCUAAACAUGACAAAAGUCUGCCAAACUGAAGUAAAAUGUGGAGGUCAUCAUCUAAGAUCAGCAGAAUCAGACCAGUUCAUCAACAGAGGUGGAGGCAGCAUCCGGAACAGUAAAAGUCAAGAUGUUUGCCAUAUUGCCUUCGGGUCCAGGGUCCUCGGACCACCUCCACUCUCUGGCAGACGUAAUAACCUGAGGCUCUCCAGUGAGACAGUAAGAUCCAUUGGGUACAAAAAUAGCCAGUUGUGCCAACAGCCUUCAGCAGAGAAGCAUGUUAACACUGCACAAGGUUCAGCCUUGCUGAUACCUGAGCCUGAGCAGCAAGGAGAGAAAGGAAAUAUCCAUCAAGUGAAGCAGACAGUGCCUAUUCCAGCAGGUCAGAGCAACAACAGGAGAGCUCGCUUGAAAAGCACCAGCGGAGAAAACACAGAGGCACACUGUGGUAGUUCCUGGGAAAAUAACAGGAAUGAAGAGGAAGUGGCCAUCACCCUUAACAGCAUCAUUCAGCCAAGGACAGAGCCAAUAAGUUCCAGCACUCCAGAACCUCAGGCUCCUGACCAACCAGAUGAGUGGAUAUUUCCUGAAAGUGCUGCUCUGACUUCUGACCCAGCAUGUGGCAGUCUGUCAUCGCUCCUAGGUGGGGACUCAUGCAUUGCUUCACACCUUCGGCUAGAAACCAGCAAGGACCAUGAACCUGACCAGGCAGAGGAAACCCGGAUGGCUCCCAAGGACAUUUUCACCUUUUCAUCUAGACCAAGAUCAGCACCUCAUGGGAAGAGUCAUGAUAUGUCCCCAAAGGGGUAUCCAUUUAUUCUGGACCCAAGAGAGGACAACAGUGUGACAAGGAGAGACACCCAUUUGGAAGAUGAUUUUUAUGGUACUGACAGCAGUGAAGAGGAAUACAACUGGAGGAACUACCAGCCCAGCCAGAUCAGCGAAUGUGAGCUGCAAAUGCUAGCAAGCCUCCGUCGGCAGCAGAAUGAAGACCUGGAAGACACUGGGGCUCCUCAUGGCCUGAGUGCAUCCCAGGUGGACAACUGUAAUGUUAGCAUCAGUACCAGCAGUGAUGACACAACCACAUGGAACUCUUGUCUGCCACCUCCUGUCAACCAGGGCCGUCACUAUCAGAAAGAAAUGAAUCCACCUUCUCCAUCAAAUCCUCGAGACUGGUUGAACAUGCUGAGCCCACCAAUUGUCCCUCCCAGUCAGCAGCCAGUGGAGCAGCCUCUGGAGUCCUCUACAAGUGUGAGUGUGCAAGGUGAAGAGGACCUGAGCGCAGAAGAAGAUGAGGAAGUGCUGACUCUGUUGUAUGACCCAUGUCUCAACUGUUACUUUGACCCUCAGACUGGGAAAUACUAUGAGCUGGUGUAGCUCCCGCCUCCGGAGCAGAAAGCAGCCACAGCGGAUGGAUGUCCACAGUGGGCACCAGGACCUGUGUAGGUGGGCCCAAGGAGUCCAAAGGAUUAGAAGGAAGAAGUUCUUUGUAGAUAAUGUUCAAUGUUAAAAACGCCUGCAUUCUCUUUGUAGCUGUGUGUGUGACUUGAAACUUGUGAAGGAAUUAAUGCAGACACCAGAAUUCAGGUUUUGAGGUUUUGAAUUUGCUUUUAGUUCAUCCCCAUCCUCUUAAGUCUCAUUAUGUUAUAUAAACAAAUUAAGAAUUACUUGUUCAAAUUUUUCCAGUGUUAAUCUGUAAUAAAUGAUGGCCUAAUAUACUUACAGAAAGCAUAUUCUUGUUUAAAAGAUGUCUGAAACCCUUUUUUAUAGUUUGUUUGUAUUAAAAAUAAAGUAUAGUGGUCAAAAGGCCACUUCCUUUUUUCA